CUUUCUUCCUGGUCAGAAAUCACAAAAUGUACGCCAGACCUGCAGGCAUCGAGAACGAGCGGAUCUGGGUCGACGGGUGCUUUGAUUUUGCCCACCAUGGCCAUUCUGGCGCCAUGCUUCAGGCCCGCCAGUUGGGCAAAGAGCUUUUUGUAGGCGUGCAUUCAGAUGAGGACAUCUUGCACAAUAAGGGCCCCGUAGUCAUGGCCCUUGAUGAGCGGCUAGCGGCAGUCAACGCAUGCAAGUGGCUGACCGAGGCUGUGCCCCAUGCGCCGUACGUGACGGACCCCGCAUUCAUAGCCAAAUAUGGGUGCAAAUACGUGGUGCAUGGCGACGACAUCACCACAGACGCCCACGGCGAGGACUGCUACAAGGGCGUGAAGGAGUUGGGCAUGUUUGUGGUUGUGCGGCGCACGCCCAACAUUCUGACCACGGAUCUAGUCGGGCGCAUGCUCCUCAUGAGCAAGACACACCAUUUGCCGGCGCUUGGGGCCACGGGCGCCUUGGCGCAGCACCCGCUUUUAGCCGCCGACGGCGCCAUGGAACGGAUCCGCAACUACGCGUCCGACGAAACCGGACUCGGCCGCGGGCCGGGGGUGUGGGUGAAUCUUGGCGGGCCAGCGCCGCUUGAAAACAUCGUGGAGGCCUCCGCCAGCGUGCGGGCCAAAAUGGCGCAGGGCGACAUUGUGUAUGUGGACGGUGGCUUUGAUCUUUUCCACCCGGGCCACAUCGAGGCGUUGCGCCAGGUGCGUGUGGAGGCGGCCAAGACCGGGGCUGCAGUGGUGGUGGGGCUCCAUGACGACAAGGUGAUCAACGAGCAAAAGGGGCUCAACUACCCGAUCAUGAGCUUGUUUGAGCGUGCGCUCUGUGUGUUGCAAUGCCGCUACGUGGAUGCGCUCGUGAUUGGCGCCCCAUAUAUUCCCAGCGGUGAGUUUAUGGACAAAUUGCCGGGUAAAGUAGUCCGUGUGUUCCACGGGGCCACGCCCGUUGCCGCUGGGGUGUACGAGGACGUGGCGCUGCUUUUCGAACAGCUUCCUCAGCACAAGUACUCGGGCAUUAAUACUGAGGUAAUUGUGCAGCGCGUGCUUAGCAACAAAAAGGCGUACGAGGACCGCCAGGCGAGAAAGGGCUGGAAGGCGGAGGUCGAGAAGCGCUUGAAGGCCGAGGAGGCGCGGUAGAGGCCUGGCCAAACUAGGGUCCCGACUUGACCUUCGCUUCAAGUCUGUGGUUCCAGUAUGUGGACCCUGUGCCGGUAAUUUCGUUCCGGACUUUAUGCUGCACCCAGAUGCUGAUAUCGGUGGUUUGGCUGUGUGGUUCUGGAUUUGGCGUAGCGGGCUGUCGGCGUUUUUCUAAUUCCAUGAAGUGACGCUGGGGCUGUCCCAAGUAUUGUCUCUGCUUCCAAUGUUCAGCAGCUGUUUCCAGAGCCGUGUUCCGAGCAGAUGUAGUGCAAAGCAAUAUGCAAUAAAUUCAACUCCAUGACGAUCCAAGCGAAUUUAGCCAAGGCGUAGUUCCAGCGAAAAUAAAAGAUCCAAG
This is a messenger RNA of Metschnikowia bicuspidata var. bicuspidata NRRL YB-4993, 1530 nucleotides long. It is a transcript of the gene MUQ1, whose product is annotated as ethanolamine-phosphate cytidylyltransferase. Bases 27 to 1175 code for a protein of 382 amino acids. Gene Ontology annotation, biological process: phosphatidylethanolamine biosynthetic process. NCBI's taxonomy places the organism in Eukaryota, Fungi, Ascomycota, Pichiomycetes, Serinales, Metschnikowiaceae. The record is from RefSeq and is a predicted model, not a curated record. Gene Ontology annotation, cellular component: cytoplasm. Gene Ontology annotation, molecular function: ethanolamine-phosphate cytidylyltransferase activity. The transcript has 2 exons.